AAGUUCCAUUUGACUGAAGAAGACCUUUAAAGCAGGGUAUUAGAGGAGCAAUUAUCAUAUAAAGCUUUAAUUAGCUUUAGUACUAAAACCACCAUCUAACCUCAUAUGUUUACAUUAAUAUAUACCUAAUCGCAUGUGUACAUAUAAUAUUGAAUUAAUAGUGUCUUGUCGGGAUGUCUAUUUUACUGAAAAAUCUUGAUAGUUAAUGUUUUAUGGACAACUUUGAUAGAUUAACUAACUAAUCCACCUGAAAUGAAUUUAGCUUUUACCGGCCGUCACCAACAGCUCUGCUUCCCUCUCUGUAAGACAGGGAACAGAGAAAAUGGUGAAUGUACAGAGCUUCACUUCUAACGGCUAAAUAUUGUCUUUUUCUCUUUUUUGUAAGCACAAGAAAAAGAAAAAGAUCACCCAUUUUUGGUCCCACAAAUCUCUCUCUCUCUCUCUCUCUCUCUCUCUGUUUUUAGCGGUUGUGUUUCGCAGCCUCCCCAUGCCUCUCUUUUAGAAGAAAGACAACAAACAGAGAAUUUUCUUUAUUAAUAUUUCUGUCAUGUGAUUUUUCUUUUCUUUUUUCCCCUCUUUCCUCCUCGUUUUCUUUGUUCUUUUUGUAUGCAUACCCAUUUGGUUUUCCUGGUCUAAUGUGGGGUUGAAUCCCCAUAUCUGACCCGUUUCCGGAUCUGGGUUGGUGGUCUCAGCUCCUCCGGAAACCAUUUUCUGAAGAAUGGGUUGCAUCAGCUCCAAGAGCACUGCCUGUCUGGAGGACCCAAAUGGCUCACCCCCUGUCCAUGACAGGGAGAAUGCCCCGGGCAUGAUCUCUGGCUUCUCCUCGAAAAAUGCAUCAGGCCAACACCACCACCGUCUUGUUGAUCAUUCGUUGGAGGAGAGUUAUGAAGACAGCCACAUCAGGCGUUCGAGAAAGCCCAAGAAAUCAGGGAGUUCUGAUCUGAAGACCGGUGUGAGCCUGGUCUCCGGAUUGUCUCAUAGGAACAUAGAGGCAGAGCAGGCUUCAGCCGGGUGGCCUGCCUGGCUUUGUUCCGCCGCUGCUGAGGCUGUCCAUGGGUGGGUCCCCCUCAGGGCAGAGGCCUUCGAGAAGUUGGAGAAGAUUGGACAAGGAACAUACAGCAGUGUAUUCCGAGCACGGGAAGUAGAAACGGGUAAGAUGGUUGCUCUGAAGAAGGUCAAGUUUGAUAAUUUCCAACCAGAGAGCAUUAAGUUCAUGGCAAGGGAGAUUCUCAUUUUACGGAAACUUGACCAUCCUAAUAUCAUUAAAUUGGAGGGCAUAAUCACGUCACGAAUGUCCAGCAGCAUAUACCUUGUCUUUGAGUAUAUGGAACACGAUCUUUCCGGUUUAUCAUCCAGUCCUGACAUCAAAUUCACGGAGUCACAGAUCAAGUGUUAUAUGAAGCAGCUACUACUGGGACUAGAGCAUUGUCAUUUACGAGGUGUGAUACAUCGGGACAUUAAGGCAUCGAACAUUUUGGUAAACAAUCAAGGGAUUUUGAAGGUGGGAGAUUUCGGGCUGGCAAAUAUAAUCACACCUAGAAACAAGAACCAGCUGACUAGCCGUGUGGUGACGUUGUGGUAUCGUGCUCCUGAGCUUCUGAUGGGAUCCAUGAGUUACAGGGUUUCAGUUGAUUUGUGGAGCGUGGGCUGUGUUUUUGCCGAAAUCCUCAUGGGAAAGCCUAUCUUAAAGGGCAGAACCGAGAUCGAACAGCUACACAAGAUCUACAAACUCUGUGGAUCUCCUCCAGAUGACUUCUGGAAAAAGUGCAAGCUUCCUCAAGCAACUGUGUUCAAGCCACAGCAUACUUAUGAGAGCACCCUUCGAGAUCGAUGCAGCGAAUUCACAGUAAACGCUGUGAAUUUGUUAGAAACUUUUCUCUCGAUAGAACCCGGGAAACGUGGGACUGCCUCCUCAGCACUUAAUUCAGAGUACUUUCUAACGAAGCCUUAUGCCUGUGAUCCAUCGUCCUUGCCAAAAUAUCCGCCUAACAAGGAGAUAGAUGCUAAACAUCGUGAAGAUUUGCGGAGGAAAAAAGCCAGCAUGAAGAUGCGAGAUUCCGGAGUUGGUAGGAAACAUAGGAAACCACAAAAACCGGGACCCGAACCAAAGACUCACUCUAAACAACCUUCGAGACAGGAGAUGCAAGAAGAAAACCCAUUUGCGCAUAAGAGCAGCAAUACACGCAGAGGAAGAGAGGCCGCACAACAAGACAAACCCUUUGACAAGACACCAUCUGAGGCAGCCACCACGGCACAGGGCGACUACUACCUCUACUUGAACAAUUCCCAAACCGCUGCACCAGCCAGCGGGUUUGCAUGGGCCACGAAAAGACGGAAGAACAGCGACAACGUCUCUACUCUGACCUACAACCAGCCCAGCUCGAGAAGCCAGUUGAGCGGAACGAGCAUUGCCUUUGCCAAGAACACUUUCGGGUUAAGCUUGAAUGACAAUGAUGAGGAAUCGAUGAAGAAGGUGCAAGGCCGGGACCGUGCCCAUCGUGGUGGUCAUGUUUUGGCGGUUCCUAGCGAGCCGUUGAGUCGGAUCGCCGAGCGGCGUGGGUCACACGAUGGGUCUGGUCUGGAUUUGAGUCAUGGUCUGGUGAAUGAACAGAGAGAGGACUCUCCAAAAAACAACUUGGAACAUUUACACUGGGGAAUACAGAGCGUAUCAGGACCGUUGGUUUUCCAAUCGAACAAGAUCGAUGAGUUAUUGCUAAGGAAUGAAAGCCGUAUCCGACGAGCCGCUAAAAAAUCACAGCUCGAAAGAGAACCAGAUGACCGAAGACAAAACAACUAAAACAACAGUUGUCAGGAGAGAGAAUUCUUAUCCAUUAUUUUUUUCGGCUCCGCUCUUUGUUAUACGACGAGAUCAAUGAAGGAAAUACGUAUAAAUACAAGAAAAUUUGUUUUUGGCA
Molecule: messenger RNA, 2915 nt
Organism: Tarenaya hassleriana
Lineage: Eukaryota; Viridiplantae; Streptophyta; Magnoliopsida; Brassicales; Cleomaceae
Product: probable serine/threonine-protein kinase At1g54610
Exons: 9
Coding region: 719-2797 (692 amino acids)
Biological process (GO): protein phosphorylation; positive regulation of transcription elongation by RNA polymerase II
Cellular component (GO): nucleus; cyclin-dependent protein kinase holoenzyme complex
Molecular function (GO): cyclin-dependent protein serine/threonine kinase activity; RNA polymerase II CTD heptapeptide repeat kinase activity; ATP binding
Source: RefSeq, a predicted model, not a curated record